This is a messenger RNA of Limulus polyphemus (Atlantic horseshoe crab), 1723 nucleotides long. It is a transcript of the gene nst, whose product is annotated as phosphoacetylglucosamine mutase-like. NCBI's taxonomy places the organism in Eukaryota, Metazoa, Arthropoda, Merostomata, Xiphosura, Limulidae. Gene Ontology annotation, molecular function: phosphoacetylglucosamine mutase activity. The transcript is spliced from 15 exons. The record is from RefSeq and is a predicted model, not a curated record. The coding region runs from base 35 to 1489 and encodes 484 amino acids. Gene Ontology annotation, biological process: carbohydrate metabolic process; UDP-N-acetylglucosamine biosynthetic process.
AUUUUAAAUUUUUAUUUUAGCUACAGUUGGGAUAAUGAUAACUGCUUCUCACAAUCCUGAAGAGGACAAUGGAGUAAAACUUGUUGACCCUAUGGGGGAGAUGUUAGAAGAAGAGUGGGAAAAACUGGCAUCUCAGUUAGCUAAUGUAUCUGAUGAUCAAGUUGUCUCUGCAAUGGAAGGUAUCAUUACAGACUGCUCCGUUGACAUGAACACUCCCUCAUCUGUUUUUUUAGCUUAUGAUACCAGACAAAGUAGUCCACAUCUUGCACAAGCUGUCAUUGAUGGUGUUCAGUCACUUGAAGGGCAUGUAGAAAACUUUGGCAUUUUGACAACUCCCCAGCUACACUAUUUGGUGAGGUGCAAGAAUACAAAUGAGCAGUAUGGUGCAUGUAGUGAGGAGGGAUAUUACAGAAAACUUUCCAAAGCUUUUCUGCACCUAAGAACAGUUGGAGCAUCAAAAGGUAACUAUCAAUCAUCUUUAAAUUUGGAUGGAGCAAAUGGAGUGGGAGCCCUGAAAAUGAAAGUGUUUCAGAAGUAUUUAGGAGAAGGACUUAAUGUGACUAUCUUUAAUGAUGGGAGCAAAGGAAAACUAAACCAUAUGUGUGGAGCUGAUUUUGUGAAAGUUCAACAAAAAAUUCCAGAGGGUAUUCCUGUAGAAGCUGGUGUUAGGUGUGUUUCUUUUGAUGGGGAUGCUGAUAGAGUUGUGUAUUUCUAUUUGGAUGACAACCAGAAAUUUCAUCUUUUGGAUGGAGACAAAAUAGCCACAAUGGUAACAGCAUACUUGAAAGACUUAUUGUCAGCUGCUGGAGUUGAUCUGGAUCUGUGCAUUGUUCAAACGGCUUAUGCCAAUGGAAGCUCAACCUAUUUUAUCUCUGACAUUCUAAAAGUUCCUGUAGUUUGUGUUCCAACUGGUGUUAAGCAUCUUCAUCAUCGAGCUCAGCAGGCUGAUAUAGGAGUUUACUUUGAAGCUAAUGGACAUGGGACAGUAGUAUUCAGUGAUAAAACCAUUGAAAAGCUGGAGACAGUAGUUAAAAGUUCAAGUCGUCCUGAGCAAAAGAAAGCAGCACAAAAAGUAAUGGAUGUCAUCAACCUCAUUAACCAAACUGUAGGAGAUGCCAUUUCAGACAUGUUAUUAGUUGAAACUGUUCUUCAUGAUCGUGGAUGGAGUGUAGCAGAUUGGGACCAAAUUUACAAAGACCUCCCAAACCGGCAAUUAAAAGUUAUGGUUGCUGACAGAAAAGUAAUCACAACAACUGAUGCAGAAAGAAUAUGUGUAACUCCUGACAGCCUGCAAGAAGCUAUUAAUAGUCUUACUUCAAAAUACUUGUGUAGCAGGGCUUUUGUAAGGCCUUCAGGAACGGAGGAUGUUGUUAGAGUCUAUGCUGAAGCUACGACCCAGGAGAAUGCAGACAUGUUGGCCUAUGAAGUGAGUAAGAAAGUUUACCAGCUAGCUGGUGGUGUUGGAUCAGAACCUCAACCUCCAGUUUGAGUUUUGUAGGAGAGUUUUAGGUUAAAGUUAUGGCAGUUUCCUUUGGUGAUGGCUCGGUUAUGUUUCAUUUGGAUUACUGUCAUGAUGCUCAAAUCAUUGUUGGUGGUGGAAAGAAUUUAGUCAAUUGUGAUUUAUAUUUUUAUACACUUGUUCAAGUUUAGAUGAAAUAUCCCAGGUUUGAUUUUUUUUCUGUUCCUAUACAAGUUUUUUUUUUGUUUACAUUUUUAAAGAAUU